AUGGCCACGCUCACCGACGACAUCCUCGUCGACAUCAUCUUGCGCCUGCCGUACAAGUCCACAUGCUGCUGCAAGUGCAUCUCCAAGCGUUGGCGCGGCCUCAUCUCCCACCGCCACCACCGAAAGAAGAUGCCGCAAUCCGUCGUCGGCUUCUUCUACGAAGGUUACAACGAAUGCCGCUCCCCCAGGAAGGCUCGUUAUUUUACUAAUCUGUCGCGGGAAUAUUAUCCUCUAGUCGACCCCUCACUAUCAUUCCUGCCCAAUUGCAGGAGCCUUGACAUCUUGGACGCCUGCAAUGGCCUCCUCCUCUGCUGCUGCUUGAAGGCUGCUGAUCCCCUAUAUGCCGGUCAUAACACCCUCAAAUUGGAUUAUGUUGUCUGCAAUGCCACCACUAAGAAAUGGGUGUCCGUGCCUGCCACCGACUGGUCCAGCAAGGUGGGCGUCGCUCGCCUCGGAUUUGACCCGGCCAUUACUUCUCACUUCCAUGUAUUCGAGUUCAUAGAUGAGGAGGUGUUGGGUAUAUCCGAGGACGAGCAAAACGACGAGUUGUAUCGAUGCAUCCACACACUAGCAAUUUACUCGUCCAAAGCUGGAGUUUGGAAAUAUCAAACAGUUGAGCAUGGACCAUUUGCGAUACCCAAGAAUUCACCUGGCUCAUUUUUAAACGGGAUCCUUAAUUUGGCUGCCUAUAAUAAUUUAAUUGUAGCUGUUGAUGUGGAAGGAGAUAAUUGGUCACUUGUUCAUAUUCCUAAGCCACCGUACUAUGCUGAUGAUAUCAAUGGCAUAUUUCCAUCACAGGGACAGUUGUAUUUUGCAAAUAGUCCUGCUGAUUCUGAUGGUUCUGAAUUGUCAAUCUGGGUUCAUGACGACUUUGUUACAGGAAAAUGGAGUUUGAAACACAAUGUGAGCCACUUGCAGUUGUUUGGAACAAUGUAUUCAUCGUAUGCGAAUGAUUAUAGUGUUAUUUCAAUGCAUCCAGAACACAGUUUGAUUUUUAUAGUCGGUGGACAUAACAAGACACUAAUGUCAUAUGACAUGGAUUCUAUGCAGUUGUGUUUUAUAUGUCAACUUGGAUCUGAGUGUAGAGCUGAAUUGCCUGGCUGUGGUGACAAAGACUCUUUUUUAUCCACACGUUCCCUUGUUCUCAGAGUCAUUGGCAGAUAUGGACUAAAUGUCUAUGCAACGCUGUUUUUUUUUUUUUGUGAACAUGGUUCUGAAUGUGAGGUUUGAUGGCUUGGCUGCUGCACACUGCAGAUUCAUAACUGUCCAUGUUUCUGACACUAUUGAAGUUAAGUCUGGAAUCUGGGUAGCGGUAACUGGGGUAGACAUUUAUCAAGUUGUGAGAGUAUCUGUUGGUGCUUGAGCACCCUCAUGUCCUGAAUAUUGCAGUUAACUUAGUGACUGAACUUGUGUUUGUAUAAUUGUAUAUAUUCAUGGCUGUUACAGCCAAUAAAGUUGUAACACC
Molecule: messenger RNA, 1465 nt
Organism: Triticum dicoccoides
Lineage: Eukaryota; Viridiplantae; Streptophyta; Magnoliopsida; Poales; Poaceae
Product: F-box protein At5g07610-like
Exons: 2
Coding region: 1-1230 (409 amino acids)
Molecular function (GO): protein binding
Source: RefSeq, a predicted model, not a curated record